This is a messenger RNA of Micropterus dolomieu (smallmouth bass), 2812 nucleotides long. RefSeq names its product flocculation protein FLO11-like. The record is from RefSeq and is a predicted model, not a curated record. NCBI's taxonomy places the organism in Eukaryota, Metazoa, Chordata, Actinopteri, Centrarchiformes, Centrarchidae. Gene Ontology annotation, cellular component: neuron projection. The transcript is spliced from 10 exons. Bases 149 to 2812 code for a protein of 887 amino acids. Gene Ontology annotation, molecular function: microtubule binding. Gene Ontology annotation, biological process: neuron projection development; microtubule cytoskeleton organization.
CUGGCACCAGUCUGCUCUGCAAGCAGCGAAAGGUGGAGAGAUUUUCACCAUCACACACUGUGACUGUUACACAUAUACACACACGCACACACUCACACAUAUACACAGUCAGCGAAAGAAACGGGACGCAUAGAAACGUAACAGGACUAUGGACCUGAGCCUGCGAGAUGCUCUGGGUGGAGGUGGAGUCCCAGGUGGGGCCCCUGCUGAGUCCCUGCUGAAGAGAGACUUUGCAGCCACGCUGGAGAAGGACAGCUUUGAUGACAAGGUGGGAGAGACAGUCACCAAGAGCGACUACCGACCCUUACUGGAUGGAAAGGACACCAAGAGCGGUCCAGGAAUGAUGUCAUCAAAGAUGUCAUCAGGGGUACACCAAGACUCACCUGGACAGCCUGCCUUCAGCUCUGACUACCUGUCUGGUCCUAUGAUGGGUGGGAGGACAGAUCAGUGGAGCUUGAACAAGACAAAGGACAGCAGCAUGCCUGACUCAUUUCUAGGCUUCUCUCAGUCUGGGAUGGGGGGGACCAUGGGGUCCAGCCUGCCACCAUUUCAGACCAGUAUGAGCUCCACUCUCGGCCAGAGUGGGAUGGGUUCAGCUAUGGACACCCAGAAGAAUUCAGGCCUGUUUGGUGUGGAAAACAAAACCACCAGUGGAAGCAGUUCGUUUAAAACCAGUGAUCUGUUAUCUUCUGGUGGCCCGGGAAUCCACUCUAUGGAUCAUUCUACAGCUCCCGUCCUCUCUCCCAGCGGCUCAAUGGACGACAGCAGUCCCAGUUCCUCCACCUCCGAUCCCCUCAGCCCCGAGAGAGUGGGGCCGGGGGGCAAGGCUGGCAAGCAACAGCAGAGACGGAAGAAGAAGAAGAGGAAGGACCGUGGCGAGGUCUACGCCUUCUUGGAUAGCCAGGAGAAUAACAUUGGCCAAUCAGACAAGCAUGGGAUGCAGGAUAAGGGUGGAUGGGAGGCAGAGGAGGACGUAGACGAGGAGGAGAACCGAGAGUGGGAGAUCAGAGAGAGUGGAGGAGGGGGACGAGUGAAAAGCAGGAAGGCUAAGAGUCGGGCAAGACUUCCAGAGGAGUGGGGGGCUCCCCAGCAGCCCAUCUCCCCCACGUUGGCUACAGUCGCUCCUACCUGGACUGCAACUGCAGACUCUGGUCCUUUUGACUCCAGAGCUCCAAACUCCAGCCCCAGCCCUGUUUUGCCAUCUGCCCCCGCACAAAUACCCACAAGUUUCACCAACAGUUUGCAUGCUAGCCCUGUAACAGAUUCAUCUCCACGCUCCUAUGAGCCGAUGUGUGUAGACGAUUUCCUGAUGUCUGCUAAAGGUGGUCAAAAAGCAAACGAAGACAAAGUUUCGACCAGCAAUCCUGAACCUAACGUUAGUUUAGUGGCUAGUGCUGCCAACAAGAGUAGUUUAGCUGGGGAUGUUAGCAGUAGUCUAGCAUUGAUGGCAGGGGACAAUCUGAGCCCAGUCUCCCAGACCUUCUCUUUCCUGGAUUCUGUCCUCCAGACCCCCCCAGGCUCCACUCCUGACUCACAGACCACCACCCCUAUAAUAAACACCCCCUCCCUUGCUACCGCUCUCCUGUCAAAUUCCACCCCGACAGAGACCUCCAUCCCUGCUUCACAAGCUUCUUCUGUUUUCAAUCCCUCCAAGAGCACUAUAGACUUUCCUCCUACUUCCGCUUUGUCCACCAACCCAUCACCCUUAGGUGCCGCAGACCCACACCCACCUACAAGUGCAGUCGGAUCCUCCCUCAACGUUGAUGCCCAGCCUUUUGUUCCCUCAGCCACACUCAUAUCCUCCACGGCCACAUCUGUUAAGACCUCCUCCACUCCUGUUACAGCAGCAGCAGCCUACACGGCAACCACUGCUACGGUGUCCACUACCACCUCAGACACUGCCCUUAAGUCCUCUGCUUCUCCCCGUAGGAAUGAAGCCUCUCCCACAUCAGGCACUCCCCCCCAAAAUGUAGUCACACCAUUUAGCUCAGUAACAACCACUCUCCCUUCUUCCAUCACCCCUGCAGCCCCUCCCUCUCUCCCUGCACACUCAGAGCACCAGGAGUCCUCGUCGUCACAGCUCCCCCCACUGGAAGUGAAAUCUGACAACAAGGACAAGCAGGAGAAGAAAGACAUCAUGUCCAGCAAGACAGACAAGAUCGACACCUUUGACAAAAAAGAGAAAGAAGAGCAGCAGAAGAAGGACAACGGCCCAGACAAGAACCAGAAGUCUGAGAAGAUUGUCAAAGAUGAGGAAAAGAUAGAGAAGAUGAAUGUGGAGAAAAACAACAAGGCCAUGGAGAAGGCAGAGAAGGUAGACAAGCCGGAGAAGACCAACAAGGAUGAAAAGAAAGAAGAGGAGAAGAAACCGGCUGAGAAGAAGGAAGAGAGCGGGAAGGGAGUGAAAGGAACUGCCAAGUCCCCAACAGGCAACAGCAGCAAGACUCUGCCAAGCCCUGACAGCAAGAGAAAGCCUGACGUGGCUUCAGCUAAACCAAACUCAGCCAAAUCUCGCCCAUCCACCCUCUCCACCAAUGGCGAGGCCAACUCGGCCAAACGCCCCAUCCCCACCACAGCCUCAACCAAUAAAAAAAGCCCUGUACCCAAGGCGACAACACCCACCGCCGUCAAGCAGUCACCAAUGGCAGUUGGUUUCGCCAAGGCUGCCAAGACUCCAGAAAAUGGAACAGCUGAGAAACGCCCACCUGUGCCAAAGGCCACAGCCACACCCCGUGCUACUGCCAAUAAGAACAGCUCCUCUGCGACUGCUGCAAGUAAAACCGCUGGCGAUAGAGCUGUGAUCUCAGUCUGA